Lycium barbarum (goji berry) is the source of this 873-nucleotide messenger RNA. Its product is annotated as inorganic pyrophosphatase 2-like. Gene Ontology annotation, molecular function: phosphatase activity. NCBI's taxonomy places the organism in Eukaryota, Viridiplantae, Streptophyta, Magnoliopsida, Solanales, Solanaceae. The record is from RefSeq and is a predicted model, not a curated record. The transcript has a single exon. Bases 1 to 873 code for a protein of 290 amino acids.
AUGGCUGGAAUUGUGGUGAUUUUCGACUUCGACAAGACGAUCAUCGACGUGGACAGUGAUAAUUGGGUAGUAGAUGAGUUAGGAGGCACUGAUUUAUUCAAUCAACUUCUCCCCAGUAUGCCAUGGAACGCUCUCAUGGAUAGAAUGAUGAAGGAGUUUCAUGCAGGUGGAAAAACAAUUGAAGACAUUGAAGAGGUCCUUAAACGGGCACCUAUAAUUUCCAGGAUUGUCCCAUGCAUUAAAUCAGCUUAUGCAUUAGGGUGUGAUUUGAGAAUAAUAAGCGAUGCAAAUAUAUUCUUCAUUGAAACAAUCUUGAAACAUCUGGGAAUAAGAGAUUGCUUCUCUGAAAUCAACACGAAUCCAUGCUACGUCGAUGAGGAAGAUAGGCUUGAAAUCUUCCCUUACGAUGAUUUUCAUGGCUGCAAGAAUGUUUUGUGCCCUCCCAAUAUGUGCAAGGGUAUGAUAAUAGAAAGAAUGCAAGCUUCCAUAGGCAAUAGAAGAAUGAUCUAUCUUGGUGAUGGAAAUGGCGAUUUCUGCCCUAGUUUGAAGCUCAGAGAAGGAGAUUUCGUCAUGCCAAGAAAAGAUUUCCCCGCAUGGAAUUUGAUAAACGAAAACAGGACGUUGGUAAAAGCAUCGGUCCACAAGUGGACGGAUGGGGAAGAGCUUGAGUACAUUCUGCUACAAUUGAUUGACGCAAUCAUCAUGGAAGAAAGUCAAUUGUUAUCAAUGAAGAAUUUGAUUGGAAACGACAAUUGCUACAAUUGCAAAGCAAGUUAUAGUCUCAACGUCACACCUUUGAACAAGCCUAUUGACAUAUACUAUGAGUGGAUCGAUGAAUGUCAACGUGCCAAUAAGAGACCCGUUGUCGAAUAA